Messenger RNA from Amphimedon queenslandica, 1393 nucleotides. Its product is annotated as fibulin-5-like. The record is from RefSeq and is a predicted model, not a curated record. Bases 224 to 1291 code for a protein of 355 amino acids. The transcript has 11 exons. Lineage: Eukaryota; Metazoa; Porifera; Demospongiae; Haplosclerida; Niphatidae. Gene Ontology annotation, molecular function: calcium ion binding.
GCUAGAUAGUAUCAAAGUGACUCUUGCUUCCAUCUAUGCAUAACUGCAUUUGCAGUAGUGCUUAGUCCCUUUAUGCAUGUUCUUUUUACACUGGUGAUAGACCACUACUGACACUCUCUCUUGGCAUUUGUGCAAGUGGGCUGGGCUGAGCUGACUCAUGAAGCAGCAGAGUAAUUAAGUUGCUCUACUAUUGUUCACAAGAUCAAGUAGCAUUUUACUAGCAAUGAGGCAGCUGUGGUGUUUAAGAGCCCUAGCUGGAUUUGCAGUUCUCAUUUCUGUAGUAAGUACAGCCACAGGGAGCUCAUGCAUGCCUGGCUUUAAUCCAGAUUGCACUGACAUCAAUGAAUGUGCUACUAAUAAUGGAGGAUGCCAGCAUACCUGUACUAACACUAAUGGUAGCUAUUACUGCUCGUGCAAUUAUGGCUACAUGAUAGACAGCUCUGAUCACCACCAUUGCAAUGAUGUGGAUGAGUGCAGUAUGGGAUAUCACUCUUGUGAUAGCUCUGAUAGAUGCAUCAAUGUUAACGGAACAUAUAACUGCUCUUGCUUGCCAGGCUAUCACAUCACUGACAAUGGAAAAUCCUGUGUGGAUUCCAAUGAAUGCAACACAAAUAAUGGUGGCUGUGAUCAUAUUUGCAUUAAUGCUGAUGGGAGCUAUCAGUGCUUGUGUGGAACUGGAUUUGACAUAGGCUCUGAUGGAAGAAACUGUUAUGAUAAAGAUGAGUGUAAUCUUGGGGACACUGUUAAUAUUUGUGCUCAAAAUUGCUUAAACAUUAUCGGUAGCUUUCUCUGCUCCUGCAGAACUGGAUAUCAAUUGGAUAAUAAUGGAAUCACCUGCUCUGAUAUCAACGAAUGUUUAGUUAACAAUGGAGGCUGCGAUCAUAAAUGCAGGAAUGAGAUUGGGUCGUACACUUGUGAAUGCAAUUCUGGUUAUAUGCUCAAUAGCAAUCAACAUGGCUGCUCUGAUGUGAAUGAAUGUGAAUUGAACAAUGGGAACUGCACAGAAAUGUGUGUCAAUACCCCAGGAAACUUUACUUGUAGCUUAUAUGUAACUACAACAACUGAUCUAACUCUCCUGUACUACAUACUGCCUAUAUCAGUUGUCAUAAUUGGUAUACUCUUGGUUAUCAUUAUUGUUCUUCUGGUUGUUAACAAGAGGAGAAAGAUGCAAGAGUAUGAAGCGACUGGUGAGAACUUUAACAAUGAUAAAACACUCUCCGGAGAGAUUGCCAAUCCUACUAAGUCUGUGUAUUAUAACAGCAAGCAUCCUCAGGCAACACUGGUGUCUUAAGUUAUUAUAUUUGUGCAAAACUUAGCACAUGCAAUUCUUUUGUAGCUAUUAAUCUAAAAUACUUUGUAAUUUAUAAUUCAUUUAUUUAUUUUUAUACCAUGA